This is a messenger RNA of Lotus japonicus, 2069 nucleotides long. RefSeq names its product E3 ubiquitin-protein ligase RDUF2-like. The transcript has a single exon. Lineage: Eukaryota; Viridiplantae; Streptophyta; Magnoliopsida; Fabales; Fabaceae. Gene Ontology annotation, molecular function: ubiquitin protein ligase activity. Bases 281 to 1441 code for a protein of 386 amino acids. Gene Ontology annotation, biological process: protein ubiquitination. The record is from RefSeq and is a predicted model, not a curated record. Gene Ontology annotation, cellular component: cytoplasm.
AACCGAAACAACACCCUCAACGACACAAGGAGGUGUCGUUUCAUCCAACAUCCCACCACGUGUCACGUAACCAAACACAUUACAAGGACAACGUUUGUUUUGUUGUUAUCUCCCUCUUCCCGACAACAACAACACAAACCUGUCAUCACCUCCAUUUCUCUUCCCCACAAUGUCCCACCGGAUUCAAUUCACCAUCUUCUCUAACCUUCCAUUGCAAGAUUCUCUUCUCAAACUCCACAAAUCCAUUCUUCCAAAUUAGCCUUUUCUUUAUUCAUUGUAGAUGUCUUCUUCACAUUGGUGUCACCGGUGCAACCGUUUCGUCAGAAUAUGGCGGAGGCAGGGGAUACCGGUAUGUCCCGAUUGCGACAGCGGCUUCGUCGAGGAGGUUGAAAAUCACACCAACAGCCGGCGCCGGAGGGUACCUCCGGCGGCGGUAACCAUGCACCACCGCUCCGAUCAGAAUUCACGUCCGAAUCACCGGUGGAACUGCAGAAACUUCUCCGGCGAACGGUCACAGUUUAAUCCGGUCAUCAUGCUCCGGAGAGGCGAGUCCUCCACGAGCCGCGGCGGGUUUGAGUUUUUCUACGACGACGGCUCUGGCUCCGGGCUGCGGCCAUUGCCUCAGAGGAUGUCGGAGAUUCUUCUGGGCUCUGGAUUCGAUAGGGUGAUGGAGCAGCUCUAUCACGUUGAAACUGGGAGACACGGGCAUCAUCACCACAGCCAUCACCAAAACUUUCCGGCGUCAAAAGCCGCCGUGGAUUCCUGGCCGGAGAUUGAGAUCAACGAGAGCCAUAUUUCCACGGAGUCACACUGCGCGGUUUGCAAGGAGCCUUUUGAGAUUGGCAUCGCCGUGAAGGAAAUGCCAUGCAAACAUGUUUACCAUUCUGAUUGUAUCCUCCCCUGGCUCGCAAUUCGCAAUUCAUGCCCUGUUUGUCGCCAAGAACUGCCGUCAGAAUCGAACGCCGCCGCACUCGUUGAUCAGGACCAGGUUCCAGAGGGGUUAACGAUAUGGAGAUUACCGGGUGGUGGGUUCAUGGUGGGAACGUAUGCCGGAGGAAGCAGAGGUGGCACAUGGAGGGAGCUUCCGGUUGUUUUCACAGAGGUGGAUGGUGGGUUCAACAAUGGCGUUGAAGUUGAGCCAAGGAGGGUAUCUUGGUCAUUGUCAUCUUCUAGACGGAGGGGAAACGGUGGCGAUGGUGGUGGUAGUGGUGGUGGUGGAUUGAGGAGAAUGUUGAACACCAUGUUUCGUUGCUUGAGAAAUGGAGUUAGGACUCGGCGUGCUGUUUCCUCUGUUCCUGCUAGAGAGGAUUCUAGUUCUAGAGUACCUGUGACUGUGAGGAGCAAUAGUGUGUCUCGUGCGAAUGUGGAACCUUCAAUUCCCUCUCCACGUUCGAGGAGGACUUGGUCUAUGGAUGUGAAUAGUGGAACGAGAGCAUGGUGAUGGAAAUUCAAGUGGGGAUGGGUUGAAAAUUGAACUUUGUUUCUGGGUUCUGCUGUGGGGGGAAGGGGAUGGAAGAUUUCAUAGUGGGGCAGAGUGGAAGAUGCAAUGCAAUGACAGAUUGUUUGGUGAAUUCUGAGAGCGAUUAUGAGUCCGUUUGGAUGUGGACCAAAGAGCACUUAUUUUAGCUUAUCGGCUACUUUUUUAUGUAUAGAAGUUCUUGUAAGUGUUUUUUACCGCGCAUUCGAAAGGGAUGGCUACUGUUAAAACUCUCAGAAGCAAUUAAUGGCAGCAGCAUCAGUGGAGAAAUGGAGGUGAAAGGAGCCUAUUUGUGAAUAUUUUGGGGGACAAGAACAUUGGUAACCUUAGUGGGUUUGAUAAUAAAAUGAUGUGAACAAUCUUCAUAUUGUUCAUUUCAUGAUUUUUCCUCCCAAGAUUUGUAAAGUUUAAUUGGCUUCACUUUGAUCUUUCAAAUUCUGUGUAAUUUGUAAAUGUUUUGUUGUUGUAAAUGUUUUCCUCAAAAUAUUUGAGGUAUUAUUGUCAAUAUCUAUAUAUAUUUUGUCAAAAUAUACAACGUGAGGGGUAUUAUUGUCAUUUUGUAAAUCAUACACAUGUUCUAAUGGUUUUCUUC